UGCAGUUGCGUCAUAAUGCAAGAAAGUUUUGUAAACGUGCUUCCACGCCACCUCUUUCUUCUAACUCAGUGCCACACAAUUAUAUAACUUCUCACUCUAUUCCACCAACACUUAUAUUCCUAAGUACUACUUAGGUUCUUGUUUUUGUUUAUUUGUUUUUAAUGAUCAACUAAUCAUGUUUAGUCUUGUUUGCUUCCAUUCAUUUUUCCGGGAACUUCCCUAUGCAACCAAAUGGACGGUUCUAUUGAUUAUUACUGCGGUGUUGGCUUCGUUGGCGCCCGGUGUGGCCUUUAUGUUUGCAGUAUCUCAAUCAUCAAAGCCAUGUCAACAUCAUGAAUCUGUGAGGAUUCCUUUCGAUUCUCCGACGGAGAUGGUUUGCUUGCCGGAAUAUGCGGUGGUUAGCACUUCCCACUUUGAUUUCUUCUUGCCAACUUUGUUUGCUGCUUUGGUUGUUUCUGUUUCUACUUGCUUGCUUCGUUCUGUACUCUCUACAUGAAGAUGCACAUUCAUUUUAUUCAUUUUUUUCUUAACCCUCUCUCAUUCGAAAGGAAA
This is a messenger RNA of Trifolium pratense (red clover), 552 nucleotides long. RefSeq lists its product as uncharacterized. The record is from RefSeq and is a predicted model, not a curated record. The transcript has a single exon. The coding region runs from base 176 to 496 and encodes 106 amino acids. Lineage: Eukaryota; Viridiplantae; Streptophyta; Magnoliopsida; Fabales; Fabaceae.